Molecule: messenger RNA, 1008 nt
Organism: Exophiala viscosa
Lineage: Eukaryota; Fungi; Ascomycota; Eurotiomycetes; Chaetothyriales; Herpotrichiellaceae
Exons: 1
Coding region: 1-1008 (335 amino acids)
Source: RefSeq, a predicted model, not a curated record
AUGGCAACUGUGGAAGUACAAGGACAGCCCAGGGCCCCAGCCAUUAAUUCAGGCCUCCCGGAAAGCCUGAGUGGUAUAGAAGGUUCCGUCUCCAGAGCUCAGCUCGGCUGGUUGCGCCCUACAGCUGCCGACACACCAUUCGCUGAAAUGCGCCGGCGCCUGUUCGAGGAUGAUUAUGUUUUCAUCAAGGGGCUGCUGCCACGGGAGGAUGUUCUGAAGAUGCGAGAGCACUAUUUCUCUCAGUUCCAAAGCUUUGGCUUGCUGAAGCCUGGUACGGAUCCUGUUGAUGGGAUCUACAACUCGGCGGAGGAUGUGUCCAUGCACAAUGGCAUUGAUGGUGGCGAGCCAACAGGAGAGGAGCUUCAGGCCCUUGUGGCAGCCCAUGUCCAGCAGCAUUACCUGGAUUUCGUGGCGCACCCCAAGCUCCGCAGCAUGGUCCGCAAGUUGACGGAGUGGGACGAAGAAGUCAUGUUGAUGAGAACGAUGCUUCGUCAUAACAUCCCUGGAGGUAAGAGCACCGGCUUGCAUUACGACAAGCUUUUCCUCCGAGGCGGAGAGGCAUUCUUUUUGACUGCCUGGGUGCCGAUUGGCGAUGUCGGCUCCAGCGGUGGAGGAUUGUUCUAUCUGGAGGACAGCACAGAGCUGGCCGAUGGCAUCGAAAACGACUUCAACGAGCGGGCCAAGGACUUCUCCAUCGAGGAGAAGAUCUCGGCCUUCAACCGUAAUAUGACUGCCACCGGAGUACUCUCGUUGGACCCAACGGUGUUUCAAGAAGACAACGCACAUCUGUCGAAGAAGAAAAGGUUCAGGUGGCUCGUCGCCAAUUAUGAAGCGGGUGAUGUGGUAUUCCAUCUGCCUUACACCAUCCAUUCAGCCGGUGCAAACCAGGACACUUCUGGGCGUAUCAGGUUGAGCACCGAUCUGCACUUCCACGACAAGAAGGACUUCGACGCUGGGACCAUUGACAAGCGGUGGAUGAAGUUCUGGACUCCACAAGAUGGCCUUUGA